This is a messenger RNA of Ananas comosus (pineapple), 3853 nucleotides long. RefSeq lists its product as uncharacterized. The record is from RefSeq and is a predicted model, not a curated record. Bases 490 to 3435 code for a protein of 981 amino acids. Lineage: Eukaryota; Viridiplantae; Streptophyta; Magnoliopsida; Poales; Bromeliaceae. The transcript is spliced from 4 exons.
CUUCGUAUUUCUCCAUUUCCCCUUCACUCGAUUUCUCUCUCUCCUCUCUCUCUACCUCCGCUUCUCUCUCCUCCUCGGAUAUAACACACAUUCCUCUGGUGGCGACAAGGCGACUACUUGGAUACCCACUUGGAUGCCUCAGAGAAGCUCACCUGCUUGAUUGGGGCUACCAAAAGGAAUUUGCAUAAGUUGCCUUUUAAGUUCAAGUGGAUUUCAAAUUGUGGUCUUGUAUUGUGGUGGUAAAUGGUCAUUGAGCUCUGGUAUAUAAGGUUACCUAUUAUUUGUAUUACUGGAUAUAAUUGUGGAGUUAUACUGUUUUCUUCAGAUCCUGGUUUUGCAAAGAGGUUAUAAUUACAUGCCAUCAGUUUGGAGGAAGAAUCUUCUCUUGCAUGUUUUUUGUUCAAAGGGAUGAAAAGAAAGCGCAAUUCUCUUCGGUUUAAGUAUUUUACAUGAAGUCUUUUGCACCCAUUAUACUUACAUUGCGUCAUAAUGGAGUGCAACAAGGAAGAAGCUAUCAGAGCGAAGGACCUUGCCGAAAAAAAGAUGCAAGAAAGAGAUUUUAUUGGCGCAAAAAAGGUAGUUCUCAAGGCUCAACGGCUCUACCCAGAACUCGAGAACCUUUCUCAGAUGCUGACUGUUUGCGAAGUGCACUGUUCCGCAGUCAUUAGGCAUAAUGGGGAGAUCGACUGGUAUGGAAUCCUUCAAGUAGAGGCAACAGCUGAUGACUCGUCGAUCAAGAAGCAAUAUCGCAAGCUUGCCCUUCUACUUCAUCCUGAUAAGAACAAGUUUGCAGGCGCAGAAGCUGCUUUCAAACUUAUCGGAGAAGCUCAUAUGACACUUUCUGACAAAGGGAAACGUUCCCUUUAUGAUAUGAAAAGAGGCAUUACUAUUAGAACUGCUCCACCUUGGCAAAGUUCUCAGCAUGCGAAGAGAGCUACUUCUGUUAGAAACAAUGCUAACAACAUGAACUUUAAUGGCUUAAAUCAGCAGCAGCAGCAGCAGCAGCAGCAAAAUUCGGCUUUUGCUGCGGCACAAACAUUUUGGACAAUUUGCCCUCUAUGCGGCAUGAGGUAUCAGUACUAUCGCAGUAUUUUAAACAAGGCUCUGCGUUGCCAAAAUUGCAUGAAGCCUUUUAUUGCAUAUGAUUUAAAUGCACAAGCUGUACCUUCUCAGAAUAGUUCUGGAGUUUCCAGGCAGCACUUUGCAGGUCAGCAAAUUAAUAAUGUUAAAAAUCAGCAGGGACAAUUCGGAAAUUCGACUUCAAGUAGGGGGUUUCAAGGAAACAUGUCAGAUGGUUCAAAAAAUAGGGGAGGAGAUCGGAAAGCUGAUGCCGAAGGUGUGACUGGUGAUGAGGUGAAGUUUGAGAAAGUGAAUCUCACGAAAACAAACAAGAGAGGGAGGGAAACUAAACCUUCAACAGUAAGUUCUUCUAGAGCUUCAAUGAUGAAUAUGAACCAGAGGAGAGGCAGAAAAAUAGAUGUAGAAUCUAGUGAUUCAGAUUCCAGUAGUGAUAGUGUGGACUCGAUUAUUGAUUUAGACAGCCCUUCAGUGCAAAAUGCUAGUCAGUUUCCACGAAGAUCAACUAGGCAGAAGCAAAAUGUCACAUAUAAGGAAAAUAUAAGUGACGAUGACGAUGAUGACGACGAAGAUGAUGAGGGUAAUGAUGAUGAUGACGUCUUUAUGAACCCUCCUGGUAAUAAAAAGUCAAAGAAGAAUUCAGAUACAAAUGGAUUUGAUGUAGGAAUUAGAAGGACCAAUCCUACUAAUGGCAAAGUGGGUGAGAAACAGAAAGAAACUAUCCCUGAGAAAUCAUCGAAUGGGGUAGGGGAAGUGAACGAAGACACUGGCGCCGAAUCAAAAUCUGGCGAGACUACUGAUCCGAAUUCAUUGUCCUACCCCGAUCCAGAAUUCUUUGACUUUGACAAGUAUAGGGAUCGGAGUUUAUUUGAAGUGGACCAGAUUUGGGCACUAUAUGAUGAUCUCGAUGGCAUGCCUAGAUUUUAUGCUCGAAUUAGGCAUAUUUAUGAAAAUCAAGAUUUCAAGCUGCGCUUCACUUGGUUAGAGCACGAUCCCUUAAAUGCAGCUGAAAUGGCAUGGUCUCGUGGGUUGCUGCCUGUUGCUUGUGGGAACUUCAGACUAGGGAAAACAGAAGUAAGUCAAGACCCUCUCAUGUUCUCCCAUAUUAUUUAUUGGGAAAAAGGUAAAAAGAGGAACACAUAUGAUAUUUAUCCAAAAAAGGGGGAAGUCUGGGCUGUUUACAAGGGCUGGGAUAUUGAGUGGAGCUCAGUCCCUGACAACCACAGGACAUAUGAGUAUGAAAUUGUCGAAGUCCUUUCAGAUUUCAUGGUGGGAAGCGGUAUCAAUGUGAUUCCUCUAGUUAAGGUAAAAGGUUUCGUGAGUCUGUUCAUGCAAGCAAAAGAUAAAGCACCAUACUAUAUUCUAUCCAGUGAAAUACUUAGGUUUUCACACAGAGUCCCUUCUCAUAGGAUGAGCGGAGCUGAACGUGAUGGUGUCCCACAAGGUUCUUUUGAACUAGAUCCUGCAUCUCUUCCUAUUAACAUGGAAAAUGUUUUUCCAUCUGUUCCUCUUGAAUGUGGUAUGAGGAAAACUGGGAAAAUGGACGGUGAAUUAAAUGGAAUAUCUCCUGAAGGUUCAACUGAUGAUGCAAGAGUUGGACCUGCUGCGGCUAAUGAGACUGAGAGGGUGAGUAAGAAGGAAUGUGAUAAUUCUCAAUCAGCAUCUACAUCCCAUUACCCGGAUGGAUAUCGUAUGCCCGAGUUCUGCAACUUUGACGAGGGGAAAAUGAUCAGCAGCUUCCAACCGGGGCAGAUUUGGGCACUGUACAGUGAAAUUGAUAAGUUCCCUAAGUACUUUGGGUGCAUACAUAAAGUUAACUCACAAGAUUGCUUAGUUGAAUUAAAAUGGCUUGAGAUUUGUCCUCAGCGCGAGGAGGAAAAACGAUGGAGCCGCGAGGGCCUGCCAAUUGGGUGCGGAACAUUUAAAGUAACCAAUGAGUGUCAGACUUUUGUCAGUACAGAUGCCUUUUCUCAUUUAGUAAACGCUAGACUACAUGGUAGGAAAAACCAAUACGAAAUCUUUCCUUCCGUCGGUGAGAUUUGGGCCUUAUACAAGAAUUGGAGGCCCAGUUGGACCCUCUUCGACUUUGAAAACUGUGAGUUUGAUGUGGUGGAGAUUUGCGAGUGUACUGGAGCUGGAACAAAGGUCUCUUUACUGACCAGGGUGGAUGGGUACAGAACUGUAUUUAUGCCUGACAAGAAGAGUAGAGUAGUGGAGGUACCUGAGGAUGAGUAUUUAAGAUUCUCUCAUCGAAUUCGUGCAUUCCAGCUGAUGGAUCAAAGAGGUGGCAUGCUUCGAGGCUAUUGGGAGCUUGAUCCUGCAUCUCUACCGGAGGCCAUGUUCAAAAAUCCUCGGUGAAAGUUAGGGAAUCUUUGUAGCCAGUAAGUGUGGUCCAAAUGGGAAUCAUUUCAUAAUUUCCUUGUAUUUUUGGUUUUUUCCCUUUUUUGUUGACCUUGUAAUCGAUGUUUACUAUCAUCGACUCAGGUUCUAUGUAAAUGGCCGACAGGACUGCAUCUUAUUGUUGCUUUAGAAAUAUCAGAUCAUGAUGCAGAUUAGCUAGUCAACAAAUUCUCAAGUUAGGAGCGGGCGUCUUCUGCCGAUGAGGCUAACUCACUAAAUUGAUCAAUAUUCCUGCAGAGGCAUCCACUGUAGUAUUAGCUGUAGUAUUAGUUGAUUUGUUUUACUUUAGCUUUGCCAUUCCUUGUCUCAAACACCUGACAUAUUUCAGUAGGAAGUUGAACAAAACGGAGCGCAGCUCACUUCGGAACAUGGUACA